UUGUGUGCACAGAGCAAACUACCUUCCAGUUGCACUUGGGAAUGGUGCUGAGCGUUGGGUCAUGGGUAUGAGAAAGUGGGUCCAGAAAGCCUCUGUCCUGACCACUAAAAUGUUUGCUACGAAAACUAAAAGUACACGCAGGCAACUCACAAAGACUACGUUUUACUUGAAGCUAUCACUAUUCCUUAAACGAAAUGCCUUGAGAGGGUCCCAGGUUUCCCAAGUUGGGGGUAUUCCUGUAGAUGUCACAGGUUGAGCAUCCCUGGUAUAAGUGGCACCACACUGGCAACGAGCCGGGUCACCGGCCCAUACGGUACUCGCAGCCCGGUUUUCCUGUGGUUUGCGGCUGGCGGUGUGCUGCCGAUGCUCUUCAGUGCUACGUGGCGUUCCCGCGGGCCACCGCCGUCCCUCAGUCCGCUGGCUACGCCCAGAGGGACACAUCCUCAAUCCCAAAUCUGGCGUCCACACCCAGGGCGCCAACCCUCAAAGAAGUGUCCGUGACCCGUAACCCCCGAGCUCGGCCAACCAGAGCCCGGCCCCUCCCACCGCGGCCCCGCCCCCCGCAGCGGCUCCCGGAAGUGCUGUGGCGGGCCGGGUGGGCGGGGCAGCACGUCGCAUCCGGAAGUGUCGGCCGGCAGGGCGGGGCUGCGGCUGCCACGUUGGAGCGGAACGUGGAGGUGGCCCUGGCCGGGGAGGAGGGGCGGUGGCGAAUCCUGGGAGAGUCCGAAGGGCGCUACGCCGGCCGCGGAGCGUCUCUGUUAGGCGUGUUGGCUGGCCUGCUGCCGCUGGGCCUCCUCGCCGACCGUCAGGGCUUGAGAAUGAAGUUAAAGGAAAUAGAUCGUACAGCCAUGCAGGCAUGGAGCCCUGCCCAGAACCACCCCAUUUACCUAGCCACAGGAACAUCUGCUCAGCAGUUGGAUGCAACAUUUAGUACCAAUGCUUCCCUUGAGAUAUUUGAAUUAGACCUUUCAGAUCCAUCGUUGGAUAUGAAAUCUUGUGCUACUUUUCCUUCGUCUCAUAGGUAUCACAAGUUGAUUUGGGGGCCUCAUAAGAUUAAUCCCAAAGGAGAUGUCUCUGGAGUUCUGAUUGCAGGUGGAGAAAACGGAAAUAUUAUUCUUUAUGAUCCUUCUAAAAUUAUAGCUGGAGACAAAGAUGUUGUCAUUUCCCAGAAUGACAAGCAUACUGGUCCUGUGAGAGCCUUGGAUGUAAACAUUUUCCAGAAUAAUCUGGUAGCUUCUGGUGCUAAUGAAUCUGAAAUCUACAUUUGGGAUUUAAACAGUUUUGCAACUCCAAUGACACCAGGAGCUAAAACACAGCCCCCAGAAGAUAUCAGCUGCAUUGCAUGGAACAGACAAGUUCAACAUAUUUUGGCAUCAGCCAGUCCUAGUGGCCGGGCCACUGUGUGGGAUCUUAGGAAAAAUGAACCAAUCAUCAAAGUCAGUGAUCAUAGUAACAGGAUGCAUUGCUCUGGGCUGGCAUGGCAUCCUGAUGUUGCUACUCAAAUGGUCCUUGCCUCGGAGGAUGAUAGAUUACCAGUGAUCCAGAUGUGGGAUCUUCGAUUUGCCACUUCUCCCUUCCGCUUACUGGAAAACCAUGCCAGGGGAAUUUUGGCAAUUGCCUGGAGCAUGGCAGAUCCUGAACUGUUAUUGAGCUGUGGGAAGGAUGCUAAAAUUCUCUGUGCGAACCCAAACACAGGAGAGGUGUUAUAUGAACUUCCUACCAACACUCAGUGGUGUUUUGAUAUUCAGUGGUGUCCUCGAAAUCCUGCCGUCUUAUCAGCUGCUUCCUUUGAUGGUCGAAUUAGUGUUUAUUCUAUCAUGGGAGGGAGCACAGAUGGUUUAAGGCAGAAACAAGUUGACAAGCUUUCUUCCUCUUUUGGGAAUCUGGAUCCCUUUGGCACAGGACAGCCUCUUCCUCCAUUACAAAUUCCACAGCAGACUGCUCAGCAUAGUAUAGUGCUGCCUCUGAAGAAGCCACCAAAAUGGAUCCGAAGGCCUGUGGGAGCUUCCUUUUCAUUUGGAGGCAAACUAGUUACCUUUGAGAACGUCAGAGUGCAGGCCCAGCAGGGAGCUGAGCAGCAGCUGCCGCAGCGUGUAUUUAUUAGUCAAGUGGUAACAGAAAAGGAGUUUCUCAGCCGGUCAGAUCAACUGCAGCAGGUCGUCCAGUCACAAGGAUUUAGCAAUUACUGCCAGAAAAAAAUCGAUGCUUCUCAGACUGAGUUUGAGAAAAAUGUGUGGUCCUUUUUGAAGGUAAAUUUUGAGGAUGAUUCUCGUGGGAAAUACCUGGAGCUUCUAGGAUACAGAAAAGAAGAUCUUGGAAAGAAGAUUGCUUUGGCCUUGAACAAAGUGGAUGGAUCCGAUGUGGCUCUUAAAGACCCUGACCAAGUAGCACAGAGUGAUGGGGAGGAGACCCCUGCUGCUGAAGAGCAGCUCUUGGGAGAGUGUAUCAAAGAAGAAAUGCAAGACUCUGAAUUUCUACCCUCAGCUAAAGGAACAUUUAAUAUUUCCAUCAGUGGGGAUAUUGAUGGUUUAAUUACUCAAGCUUUACUGACUGGUAAUUUUGAGAGUGCUGUUGACCUUUGUUUACAUGAUAAUCGAAUGGCUGAUGCAAUUAUAUUGGCCAUAGCAGGGGGACAAGAACUCUUGGCUCGGACCCAGAAAAAGUACUUUGCAAAAUCCCAAAGCAAAAUCACCAGGCUCAUCACUGCAGUGGUAAUGAAGAACUGGAAAGAAAUUGUUGAAUCUUGUGAUCUUAAAAAUUGGAGAGAGGCUUUAGCUGCAGUAUUGACUUACGCAAAACCAGAUGAAUUUUCAGCCCUCUGUGAUCUUUUGGGAGCUAGGCUUGAAAGUGAAGGAGAUAGCCUCCUGCAGGCACAGGCAUGUCUCUGCUAUAUUUGUGCAGGGAAUGUAGAAAAACUAGUUGCCUGUUGGACUAAAGCACAAGAUGGUAGCAAUCCUCUGUCCCUUCAGGAUCUGAUUGAGAAAGUUGUCAUCCUCCGAAAAGCUGUGCAAUUCACCCAAGCCACGGACACAAAUACUGUAGGAGUUCUUUUAGCUGAGAAGAUGAGUCAGUAUGCCAAUUUGUUGGCAGCCCAGGGUAGUAUUGCUGCAGCCUUGGCUUUUCUGCCUGACAACACCAAUCAGCCAAAUAUUGUGCAGCUUCGUGACAGACUGUGUAGAGCACAAGGACAACCUGUACAAGGACAGGAAUUAUCCAGAAUUCCUUACGAGAGGCAGCAGCAGCCAUCCAAGGGCAGGCCUGGGUCAAUUGCUGGGCACCCACAGAUGCCAAGAGUUCAACCUCAACAAUAUUAUCCCCAUGUUAGAAUUGCCCCUACUGUCACUACCUGGAGUAACAAAACUCCUACUGCCCUUCCCAGCCAUCCACCUGCAGCCUCUCCCUCUGACACACAGGGAGAAAAUCCUCCACCUCCAGGCUUUAUACUGCAUGGAAAUGUUACUCCAAAUGCUGCCUCUCAGUUUUCUGCAUCUUCGGGUCAUAUGCAUACCCAGGUACCACCUUAUCCACAGACACAGCCUUACCAACCAGCCCAGCAGUAUUCCUUCGGAUCAGGGGGGUCAUCAAUGUAUCGACCUCAGCAACCUGUUGCUCCUCCUGCUUCAAACGCUUACCCUAACACCUCUUACAUAUCUUCUGCUUCUUCCUAUUCUGGGCAGUCUCAGCUAUAUACAGCACAGCACCAGACCUCCUCACCUACCUCCAGUUCUGCUGCUUCUUUUCCUCCUCCCCCUUCCUCUGGAGCAUCCUUCCAGCAUGGCGGGCCAGGAGCUCCACCAUCAACCUCAGCUUAUACACUGCCUCCUGGAACAACAGGUACACUGCCUGCUGCCAGUGAGCUGCCUGCGUCCCAAAGAACAGAAAAUCAGUCUAUCCAAGACCAGGCAUUUAUGUUGGAAGGUCCUCAAAAUGGUUGGAAUGAUCCUCCAGCUUUGAACAGAGUACCCAAGAAGAAGAAGAUGCCUGAAAACUUCAUGCCUCCUGUUCCUAUCACAUCGCCAAUCAUGAACCCUUUGAGUGAUCCUCAGUCACAGAUGCUGCAGCAGCAACCUUCAGCCCCAGUAUCACUGUCAAGCCAAGCUUCCUUCCCACAGCCACAUCUGGCAGGUGGCCAGACCUUCCCGGGCAUGCAGCAGCCUCUUGGUCAGACAGGCAUGCCACCAGCUUUCGCAAAACCCAAUAUCGAAGGUGCCCCAGGAGCGCCUAUUGGAAAUACCAUUCAGCAUGUACAGUCUUUGCCAACAGAAAAAAUUACCAAGAAACCAAUUCCAGAUGAGCACCUCAUUCUCAAGACCACAUUUGAAGAUCUUAUACAGCGCUGCCUUUCUUCAGCCACAGAUCCUCAAACCAAGAGGAAGCUUGAUGAUGCCAGUAAACGUUUGGAGUUUCUGUAUGAUAAACUUAGGGAACAGACACUUUCACCAACAAUCAUCAACGGUUUACACAACAUUGCAAGAAGCAUUGAAACGCGAAACUACUCGGAAGGAUUGACCAUCCAUACCCACAUCGUUAGCACCAGCAACUUCAGUGAGACCUCUGCUUUCAUGCCAGUUCUCAAAGUUGUUCUGACCCAGGCCAAUAAGCUGGGGGUCUGAAAGAAUAGCUCCAUUCUCGACUGAUCUUGCCAUUUUUCCAAAGAAACAUGUUUAGGGAAAAACAAAAAUGUAAGACAUGGACCAGUCCUCAUUAGCAUGUUUCCAUAGUGGCCAGUCAGGGGCAUUAACAUUACUUCUGCAGAUAUACUCAUCUUAGACCUGCUCAAAACCCUGGUGCUUUCUUUUAUUUUAAUCUCUUGUUGACCAUGAUCCUACUUUGCAAAUAGUGUAUUCCUGGAUUACACAAGGUGUGGUUUCCUGAUGUAUUCUGAGAGAAUGUGGUUUUUAAAACCUCAGUAUACUUUUUUUUUUUAGAAAAGCUGCAUCUGGUUAUGCAUAAAGCAGAGAUAAAACUAAAUUUCUUUUAUGUCCUCCCUACUUUCCUCAUGUCAAUCAGAAUUAAAGUGUGUAAUCCUC
Perognathus longimembris pacificus (Pacific pocket mouse) is the source of this 5030-nucleotide messenger RNA. It is a transcript of the gene Sec31a, whose product is annotated as SEC31 homolog A, COPII coat complex component. Gene Ontology annotation, cellular component: COPII vesicle coat; endoplasmic reticulum exit site. The transcript is spliced from 29 exons. Gene Ontology annotation, molecular function: protein binding; structural molecule activity. Gene Ontology annotation, biological process: COPII-coated vesicle cargo loading; endoplasmic reticulum organization; endoplasmic reticulum to Golgi vesicle-mediated transport. Bases 243 to 4613 code for a protein of 1456 amino acids. The record is from RefSeq and is a predicted model, not a curated record. Lineage: Eukaryota; Metazoa; Chordata; Mammalia; Rodentia; Heteromyidae.